This is a messenger RNA of Pistacia vera, 132 nucleotides long. NCBI's taxonomy places the organism in Eukaryota, Viridiplantae, Streptophyta, Magnoliopsida, Sapindales, Anacardiaceae. The record is from the annotation of a RefSeq genome assembly.
AUGGAAACAGCAACCCUAGUCGCCAUCUCUAUAUCUGGUUUACUUGUAAGUUUUACUGGGUACGCCUUAUAUACUGCUUUUGGGCAACCCUCUCAACAACUAAGGGAUCCAUUCGAAGAACACGGGGACUAG